AUGGAGCCUCCAGCAAAAAGACUAAAACCUGGCGAAGGCAGCUUGCUCCGCCCGGGGAGAUCCACUAGGCAGAAUGUGCGAUAUACGGCCGCUACUCACGGUAGCACCAGCGCGACUCCCCUAAGUCACGCGUCAGAGCCUACGCGGGCAUCCGCCGCCCGAAUCUCUAGAGCAGCUCGAUCGGCGCGGCCUAGUAGCUUUAUCUCGGCGUCGCAGCUACUUCAGCAAGAGGAGGAGGAGGAUGGACUUCCCUCGGACUUUUCAACUGGCCUGUCAGAUUUAGAAACUGAGAUUAGCGAUGUCAGCAGUGAUGAAUUGGCGAUUGAGGCUGACGGGAAUGAAGUCGACCGACAGGUCGCUCGAGCUGUGCAAAAUCGCCGUGGUUUUGGCUCGCACCCGUACCACGUCAACAGCACGAGCCUGCUUUGCUUUAAAGGGGACGUAUCGGUGGUGCCUUACUGGCACACCCUGCAGAAUGUCAUUGGGGAAUUCUUUUCUCUGGUUCAAUUCCUGGACGUCCGCCCGUUUAGCACGUAUAUGUGCCGAAGUUGUCCAUGCGAGCUUCCAAAUUGGAACUUUGGCGCCUCGAGAUACUGCUCCUCAUGCUCACAUGGUGCCCUCGGACACUUUUCCGUAUUCAACCAAGAAAUCCUCAUCCCCAUCCAGCGGCAUGGCCAACAGGGCGCGGGCCAGGUUGCCUUCCAGAGGCUUCUUCUCCUGACAGACCGUAUCAUGCUUCGUCGGCUCAAGAAAAAUCACACCGAAUCGAUGGAGCUGCCGACUAAAGAGCUCUACAUCAGCCGCCAGUUCUUCAGCGAGCCCGAGAACGAUAGUGCGGAUCACUAUGACCUUGUCCUAAAGAGGAAUGCGGAGGGUGGGCAGAACAUACUGGAGUGCUGCAUCUGCGAGUCUCCUGCGGAGGAUGCCAUCACGAGCAAAUGCUCCGGACUGUCCCAGAUGCCACAUCCCCUAUCGAUCGACCUGGUGCAACCAGAAAUCGAACAAGACCAAGUGCUCUUCAAAAAGUCGUCGAUUGUGAACCGGAUUCGAAUGGACAAUUGGACAUCUUCGAGCAAAAUCGAGCUCUUAGUUCACGAACUCUUCCAGCUUCGUUCCGAGAAUUCGACGCACAAAUCAAUCAUCUUCUCCCAGUUCACAUCGAUGCUGCAGCUCAUUGAGUGGAGACUCCGACAUGCAGGCCUCACAACGGUCAUGCUGGAUGGUACCAUGACGCCUGCGCAGCGCAAUGCUUCUAUUAACCACUUCAUGACCAAUGUCGAUGUCGAGUGCUUCUUGGUUUCUCUCAAAGCGGGAGGAGUCGCGCUCAAUCUAACAGAGGCGUCAAGAGUGUUUCUCGUAGAACCGUGA
Messenger RNA from Parascedosporium putredinis, 1368 nucleotides. NCBI's taxonomy places the organism in Eukaryota, Fungi, Ascomycota, Sordariomycetes, Microascales, Microascaceae. The record is from the annotation of a GenBank genome assembly.